Molecule: messenger RNA, 1584 nt
Organism: Oryza brachyantha (malo sina)
Lineage: Eukaryota; Viridiplantae; Streptophyta; Magnoliopsida; Poales; Poaceae
Product: ricin B-like lectin R40C1
Exons: 4
Coding region: 176-1297 (373 amino acids)
Source: RefSeq, a predicted model, not a curated record
CUCACCAGUAUAAUCACGCGGUCACGCCCAGCAUCCAGAACGUUCCUCGGGUGUGGGCCCCACACGCCAUGGACAGGAGGCGCCCAGGCCAAGCGUCCACGUUUUUUACCGCGGAUUUUCUUCUCGGUUGCUAGUAGUAAAUCGGUAAUAAAUGGCCAGUAAAUCCGCUCUAUAAAUGGGACCCCAACGAGGCACCGCUUCUCAUCGCCCCGUCUCAUCGAGACAUCACACAACCCUCCCCAAAACCUCCUCCCCGAGAAGAGCUAGGAUGUUCGGCUUCGGGCACCACGGCCAGCCGGCGCAGCCGCAGCACGGCGGCGGCGGGGGGCACCAGCCCACCUUCAAGAUCUUCUGCCGCGCCGACGAGGGCUACUGCGUCGCCGUGCGCGAGGGGAACGUCGUCCUCGCGCCCGCCAACCCGCGCGACGACCACCAGCACUGGUACAAGGACAUGCGCUUCGGCGACAAGAUCAAGGACGAGGAAGGCAACCCGGCGUUCGCGCUCGUCAACAGGGCCACCGGACUCGCCAUCAAGCACUCCCUCGGCCAGGGCCACCCUGUGAAGCUGGCGCCGUUCAACCCGGAGUACCCGGACGAGUCGGUGCUGUGGACGGAGAGCGGCGACGUGGGCAAGAGCUUCCGCUGCAUCCGCAUGCUGAACAACAUCCGCCUCAACUUCGACGCCUUCCACGGCGACAAGGACCAUGGCGGCGUGCACGACGGCACCACCAUCGUGCUGUGGGAGUGGGCCAAGGGCGACAACCAGUGCUGGAAGAUCCUCCCCUGGGGCGACGAGGCCUACGCCGGCGGCAGCGCCAACGCCCCCCGCGGCGGCUCCGAGCCCACCGUCCGCAUCUUCUGCAAGGCCGACGAGGGCUUCAGCGUCACCGCUCGCAACGGCUCCGUCUGCCUCGCGCCCACCAACCCGCGCGACGAGUACCAGCACUGGAUCAAGGACAUGAGGCACAGCAACAGCAUCAAGGACGAGGAAGGCUACCCCGCCUUCGCCCUCGUCAACAGGGUCACCGGCGAGGCCAUCAAGCACUCCCAGGGAGAAGGCCACCCUGUGAAGCUGGUGCCGUACAACCCCGGCUACCAGGACGAGUCGGUGCUCUGGACGGAGAGCCGCGACGUGGGGCACGGCUUCCGCUGCAUCCGCAUGGUGAACAACAUCUACCUCAACUUCGACGCCUUCCACGGCGACAAGGACCACGGCGGCGUCCGCGACGGCACCACCGUUGUGCUCUGGAAGUGGUGCGAGGGCGACAACCAGCGCUGGAAGAUCGUCCCCUGGUAAAUGCGGUGUGCUGGAGCUGCCUGCAUUGGUCAUCACCGUGAUCUGGAGUUGGGAGAGUUGCCUGCUGCCCCCCCUGCGUUGUUGGCUUGUUGCUAGAAUAAAAGUCGUGUGAGAUGAUCAGUGGUGAUGAUGUGUGUCCUGGUCCAUGUGUAAUGCUUUUAGUCGUUUUCCCGAGUCCUGGUUCUGUGAGAAAAUGGAAGCCGUCUGGCCGCGUUUCAGCUUGUGCUUGAGAGGUUCAGAGUUUCAAACAUUUGUUGAGUAAUGGCACCCUGUUUUCUCAUCUAGUA